Molecule: messenger RNA, 294 nt
Organism: Spodoptera littoralis (African cotton leafworm)
Lineage: Eukaryota; Metazoa; Arthropoda; Insecta; Lepidoptera; Noctuidae
Source: the annotation of a GenBank genome assembly
AUGAUCAACACUACUGAAGCCGGUGAUAGCAAUGUAACAGAAGAGCAGGCCGCUGCAGCCACACUUCGGGAAUUAUUUCUGAAAGCAAUCGGGGAACUUAAUGGCAAACCCUGCAGUAUACUGACGUAUGAGAAGACAACACUGAAUGCUGUAUUUGCGGCGUGGCAUCCAGAUGGCUCAGAGAUCAUUGUCCGUAACCUGCAAACGCCUGCCUGCUUCACAAUGUCUACAGCCCUGCUCCGAACUCCAGAUGUAUUAGCUAUUAAAUUUGAUCAACCUGUUAAACUACCAUAA